Molecule: messenger RNA, 1041 nt
Organism: Juglans microcarpa x Juglans regia
Lineage: Eukaryota; Viridiplantae; Streptophyta; Magnoliopsida; Fagales; Juglandaceae
Product: HMG1/2-like protein
Exons: 8
Coding region: 178-612 (144 amino acids)
Source: RefSeq, a predicted model, not a curated record
ACAAAGCAAAAGCGUGCCUCUCUCUCUCUCUCGUUCUUUCUGCGUGUCCUUACUUGUCUUCUUCUUCGAAAAUUCUAGCUCCAAAGGUAAACCGCAGACUCUAACUGGUUCUAACACAUUCUCACUGAUUCUCAACCUUUCUCACCAUUUCUCAUCGUUUUCGUGCAGAAAAUCACCAUGAAAGGUGGCAAGUCUAAGGCUGAUACCGUAAAAACUGAGAUCAUGCUGAAGAGUAAAGGUGCUGGAACGGGCAAGAGACAAUCGAAGAAAGGUGCAAAAGAUCCAAAUAAGCCGAAGAGACCUGCAAGUGCUUUCUUCGUUUUCAUGGAGGACUUUCGGAAACAAUACGCAAUAGAGCAUCCCAACAGCAAGGCUAUGUCGGCGGUGGGUAAAGUUGGAGGGCAGAAGUGGAAGUCAAUGUCUGAAGCUGAGAAAGCUCUUUAUGUAGACAAGGCAGAGAAGAGGAAGUCAGAGUACAACAAGAACAUGCAGGCUUACAACAAGAAAUUGGCCAGAGGAGGAAAUGGACCGGAUGAGGAAGAAUCUGACAAGUCCAAGUCUGAAGUGAAUGAUGAAGAGUUUAGUUCUUGGGCUUUGGGCCCUGGCGUGUAAAUUCUAGAGCAACACCGGCCCUGGAUGUGUUGGGCUGGCUUCUUGAUGACAUGGAAAAGUUGCGUGUUAUGUGUUGUUGUUCGAUUUUUUGACCAGAUACCGGAGAGCAGUGACAGUCGGUAUUCGAAACCUGAUAUGGUCCACAUUUUGGGAUUUUGCUUAAUUUUUGUCACACUUGACAAUGGAGUUCGGUAGGACCAAAAAUUUAUGUUGUCCUAUCAAUAAUUUAGAUGAGUUUAGUUUUUUUUUUUUUUUUUUUUUUUAAUUUUUAUGAGAAGUUAAAAACGCAAUAAAUCUUAUGAAUAAUUGAUUUGAAGUGGAUUGAGAUACUUUAACAACUAGACGACCUUAAAUUUUGUUAACCAGUUGUGUACUCCUGAGUCACUGCCCGCAAAUCAAGUUUCACCAAAGGCAAGUUAGCAAAGAUCG